This is a messenger RNA of Quercus lobata, 783 nucleotides long. RefSeq names its product toll/interleukin-1 receptor-like protein. The record is from RefSeq and is a predicted model, not a curated record. Gene Ontology annotation, biological process: signal transduction. Lineage: Eukaryota; Viridiplantae; Streptophyta; Magnoliopsida; Fagales; Fagaceae. The coding region runs from base 1 to 669 and encodes 222 amino acids. The transcript is spliced from 2 exons.
AUGGCUCUUGUUACUAGCAAAGGAGGCUCAUCUUCAUCUUCAUCUUCCUCUUUCACCUACCAACUCAAGAACUUUGAUGUCUUCUUAAGUUUCAGAGGUGAAGAUACCCGUCUUGGUUUUAUAAGCCAUUUGUAUAAUGCUUUGUGUCAACGGGGUAUCAAAAUCUUUAUCGAUGAUAACCUUCAAAGGGGAGAAGAAAUUUCUGCAGGACUUGUCAAAAUAAUUGAAAGUUCAAGGAUUUCAAUAAUUGUAUUUUCUGAAAACUAUGCGUAUUCCGCAUGGUGCUUGGAUGAACUUACCAAGAUUGUUGAGUGUAAGAAGAAUAACCAAUUAGUGCGACCAGUUUUUUACAACGUAGAUCCAUCAGAAGUUCGUAACCAAAAAGGAAAGUUUGGAGAAGCAUUAUCUAAAUAUGAAGAAAAAUUAAAGGAUAAAAAGAAGGUGCAAAGAUGGAGGGAAGCUUUACAUGAAGCUGCCAAUAUAUCUGGUUGGCAUUACAAGCAUGACUGUACUGAAUUUGAAUUUAUCCAAGAAAUUGUUGAAGAGAUCGCAAAUUCUGAAUUAAAUCGGAUGCCAUUAUUUGUUGCUAAAUACCCCGUUGGAAUAAAUUCUCGUGCAGAGGCCAUAAUAUUGCAAUUAGAUAUUGGGUCAAAUGAUGUUCGUAUGUAAGGUAUGUAUGGACUUGGUGGAGUGGGUAAAACAACCAUUGCAAAAGCUGUUUAUAACAAAAUUUUUUACUGUUUCGAAAGAAGCUACUUUUUGGAAAAUGUUAGAGAAAAGUCA